UCGAAUGUCAAUUCUAAUACAUACCUACAGAUACCUGCUUUGUUUUGUACUUUGUAAUAGUCUGUUUUCAUUUUGUUUACUCGCCUAACGUAUUUUAUUUUUAAUUAUCCAGUUAAUUGUUUGUAGCUUUCAAACAAAACAUUUCUGUUCCAAUAAUGUCUACCGAGCUACAACCUUUUGUCGCAAACGAGCUGAGAUUCGAUGCUACAUGGCUUGAACGAAUUUUAUUAGAAAUUGGUGAUAUAUUUGACAUAAGAAUAGUAUGGGACGCAGACACUGCUCUCCUGACUGGGGCACUGGCAUUAGUAGGAGGGGUGGUCGGUGGAUAUGCUGGAGGCAGAAUGGGAGCCGCGCUUGGUGCUGGCAUCGGUGGAGCGGCAGGUUUUGGAGCCUCAACCAUAGUAUCCCUCAGAGAAAUCUGGGCAACUGUCAAGGAGAAGUUAAAAGAGGUGCUGUACAUAGUCUUUAACUACCUCCGAAGAUUGGAUCCGGAAGACUAUAUGAUAGCAUUUGAUAUCCUCAUGAGCUGUGCCACAAGUCGGAGAGAGCUGGUCAUGACAUUACUCAACUUCAUCGCACAUAAAUUAGGAAGGGAGGUGCUUUCCACCCUCACUGCUGCGUAAGGGGUAGAUGUAUAGUAUUUUUAAUACAACUUCCGAAUAGGUUGAUGGUAUUAAAAUAUGCAGUCUAAACCAGGGUAUGUAUGAGAUGAUUCUUAAUGUACUCUUCUUGACAUUUUGCAGUCCUGUAGUAAUUAAAUCAUAGUUAUAAUAUGACAAGCCUCACCGCUUUAUGAACGAAUUGGCUGCUAUAAAACCAAGAAUUUAUAUUUUUCUGACCUUAAAUCUCAAAGCCUCAUUUCAUGGGAUUAGAGAUAACGAUAAAAAGUUAUAAUGGUCAAUUUUUAGUUAACAGCUCAAGUAUAGAUCAAUCUAUAAGGUAACAAAAUGAAAGUUGACAGCAUUAUACAGAAAGGACAUGUUUCAAAUUAACAAAGUUUAGCAUGUUUAAAUUGCUCUCCUGUAAAGUUAUGUUUUUGCACUAGUAUGCGUAGGACCUAACGAUAGUUCGCACCCAACUUAGAAAAAGCCUUGCAUACAGGGCCUCGCAUAGUGCAGGAAUAUCGUUCAAUUCGGCGAGCUUUUAAUUUUUAAUUUGCUAUUGUCAACUAUGCAAUCCUUGAAAAAUCCAAAGCUAAGCCAAAGGCCAUAUCAUAUCAAUGCUAGCUAGUGUAAUUAGUACAUUAUUAUACUAUAUUUCUACACUGUUGUUUAAACCAUGCACGGUUACCUUUUAAUAUAAAAAAUACAACAUAUAUUGUAAUGAGACAAUUUAGAGAAUUUAAUUUAUUAAAUUAUAAAAUGACGUAACUUGGCCAACAAUUCACAGCAAUCAGUUUAAAGACAUAAAAACAAUACAAACACAAGUAUUGAGAGAACCCUCCUUUUUUUAAAGUCGGUUUAAAAUUACGUAUAUAGGAGAACGGAAGGUAAUAGGGUACUUGGUAAAUUUUUUUAAAAAGCGACCAACUUCCUUUAAAUGUCACACAAAACGAGAUUCGCACACUAGGAGUUUAUAAACGUCCUCAGAAAAUUAGAUCAAAUUCUGUUAGAUGUCACCAGACCUAAGUCAAUUAGGACAGAUUAGAAAUACUUAGAAUGGCUUUUCUAUGCAUAUUUUUCAAUUUAAGGUGCUGAUUACAUUAAGUUUUGUUUAUAUGCAUAAUAUAUUAUUUAUCUAAUGUCCUACAAAAACAAAUGAUUAGAAAACUUAUCAAAGAUUAUUACAAUUAUAAUUGUUUUAACUUCGGGAUUCCCCCAAUAUAAUGGUCAAUAUUUGUGGUGGGCUAAAGAGUAAUUUCGAUAAAAAAUACAAUUGAAAUUUGUUUUUUUGCCACAUACAUAUAAUACUAAACCAUUUGUCGACACGCAGUUCUGUUCUACCUAUAAUAAGGUCUUUAAUUGAAGUGUGAGGAGCAUUAGGCAUGAGGCCAUUGUCUGCAAUAUGUCUAAUAUUGAGAAAUACGUUCUAGUGUUAGCAUACACAUCAAGUGAUCUUGAGAAAAGUCCCUUUAGUUUUUGUGAAAUUUUUGUAGUCAGAUGUGACACUUGAAAGAGCUCAGUGGGCCACACAUUGAGUAUGGCUCGGAUUAGAAUAUUUUUAUGUAUUUAAAUAUCUAUCACAGUAGAAUAUAAAUAAAUAAAUAAAAUAAAGAUUUAUGUAUGUGCCUUUUGCUCAAUGCCUGUUACGAGUAUAGAUCUGUAUGACAAAUUGUCAUCAAUAUAUUUGUAUGUAUUGUAAUAAAUUAUACUGAAAUGUUAAUAUUUUUAUAUGUAUAUAAAGUGUAUGUAAAUAUUGUUGCUACAAGACGUUAUAAAAUGUAUGUAUUUCAUUUAAAUCCACCCAAUUAAGUUACGGAAGAGGAUCGCAAUACGCUUCUAUAGUGUCUUGAAAAUAAGCACCGACAAAAUUAAUUGAAAUCAAAAGUCAACCUUAGUUCCUAUAUAAUGGGACCCAUAUUAAAACCAAGCAUUGGGUCAAAGCAGGUUACUAUUUUAUAAAUCGUAUGCGAAAGGAAAUAAAGUUUAAAUUACAAUAGAAUUCAAUCUUCUGUCACACUGUAUAAUGUAUAAUUGUAAUUUGUUAGGUAACUGAAUAUUUUUUUUUUGUAUCAUAUCGUGUUUUGUUUGAAUAUCUUUUAUUAAAUAAAUGUAAUACAUUUGAUUGUACAUUUAUGAGGGUCAAUUGAAUCUAUUUUUAUUAAGUUUUUUUUUAUUGCUUUGAAUGACGAGACGAGCUUACCGUUCGCCUGAUGGUAAGCGAUACGACCCAUAAACAGCAGAAAAACCAUCUAACUCCUUGAAUUACAAAGUAUUGUUUGGUAUUCCAUUGCGCACGUCAUCCUGAGACGUGAGAUGUUGUCUUAUGUUCAGUAGUUACACUGGCUACAAUAUGUAUGUUUUCUAUGUUUUCAUUUUUAUUGUGGUGCCUUUUUUUAAACAGCAUUAGUAAAAUAAAUGCACAUGAGUCACAAUACAUUGCUCAAGUGUUAGGUUUAAAUAAACGGCUGUUAUUGUAGAUUUAAGAAAUGGUGUUUGUAUUAAAAUAAAUAUUUCACGUUUUAUUA
This is a messenger RNA of Manduca sexta (tobacco hornworm), 3127 nucleotides long. RefSeq lists its product as uncharacterized. Lineage: Eukaryota; Metazoa; Arthropoda; Insecta; Lepidoptera; Sphingidae. The transcript has 3 exons. The coding region runs from base 156 to 623 and encodes 155 amino acids. The record is from RefSeq and is a predicted model, not a curated record.